This is a messenger RNA of Trichosporon asahii var. asahii CBS 2479, 1047 nucleotides long. RefSeq lists its product as uncharacterized. Gene Ontology annotation, biological process: proteasome-mediated ubiquitin-dependent protein catabolic process; nucleotide-excision repair. The record is from RefSeq and is a predicted model, not a curated record. NCBI's taxonomy places the organism in Eukaryota, Fungi, Basidiomycota, Tremellomycetes, Trichosporonales, Trichosporonaceae. Gene Ontology annotation, cellular component: cytosol; nucleoplasm. The transcript has 4 exons. The coding region runs from base 1 to 1047 and encodes 348 amino acids. Gene Ontology annotation, molecular function: damaged DNA binding; polyubiquitin modification-dependent protein binding; proteasome binding.
AUGAAGAUUACGUUCAAGACAGUGACCAACAAGCUCUUCUCGAUUGACGCCGAUGAGUCGGAGACCAUCGGCGGCCUCAAGAAGAAGAUCCAGGAGGCCCAGUCGUUCCCCGCCGAGCUUCAGAAGCUUAUCUACUCUGGUGGGUAUCAAUGUUCGGCACAGACUAACAUUCCAGGAAAGAUUCUGAAGGACGAUGCGACCGUCGGCGACCUCAAGAUCAAGGAGAAGGACUUCCUUGUUGUGAUGGUGUCCAAGCCCAAGGCCACUCCCGCCGCCGCCGAGUCUGCCGCGGUUACCGGUGCUGCCCUCCAGAACGCUAUCGAUGGCAUGGUCGAGAUGGGUUUCGAGCGCGACCAGGUCGUCAAGGCUCUUCGCGCCAGCUACAACAACCCCGACCGUGCGGUCGAGUACCUCAUGAGCGGAAACAUUCCGGAGCCUGAGCCGUCAGCCGCUCCCGCUCCUCGUGCGCCCGCCGCUGCUCCCGCUGCCACUACCACCCCUUCCGCCGCCCCCUCCGCCGCCUCGCCGCCCGCUGCCGCCCCGGCCCCUUCGUCGGGUGGAGCCGGUGCCGAUAACCUUUUCGCUGCCGCUGAGGCUGCCAUGAAUCGUGAUCGCGGAGGAGGUCUUUCUGCUGCUGGAGCUGGUGCCGGAGCCGGUGCGGGUGGUGAGUCUCUCGGUGAGCUCGCCAACUCGCCCCAGCUUCAGCGCAUCCGCCAGGCAGUCCAGGAGAACCCUGCCCUCAUCCAGCCGCUCCUCCAGCAGAUUGCUGCUUCGAACCCCGGACUCGCCCAGAUGCUCAACCAGAAUCCCCAGGCCCUGUACGACCUUCUCGGCGUCGGUGACGAGGACGACGGAGGCGAGGACUAUGGAGGUGCCCAGGUCAUGCACGUCAACCUGACGCAGGAGGAGGCCGCUGCCGUUGAGCGACUUGAGCAGCUUGGCUUUGACCGCCAGGUCGUGCUGCAGGCGUUCCUGGCGUGCGACAAGAACGAGGAGCUGGCCGCCAACUACCUGUUUGAAAUCGCUGAGGAGGACGAGCAGAUGUAG